Molecule: messenger RNA, 6987 nt
Organism: Calidris pugnax (ruff)
Lineage: Eukaryota; Metazoa; Chordata; Aves; Charadriiformes; Scolopacidae
Gene: SCAF11
Product: SR-related CTD-associated factor 11
Exons: 15
Coding region: 38-4282 (1414 amino acids)
Biological process (GO): spliceosomal complex assembly
Molecular function (GO): RNA binding
Source: RefSeq, a predicted model, not a curated record
GCCUUCAAAGGUGCGAUCUGCUACGUUUUGUAAGAAGAUGAAGCACAGAAAGCAAUGUAUUCAAGAUACUGAGGGUCAGAAGCAUGAAGGCAUGGAAGGUGAAGAAAAUGAAGAAAACUGUUCCUGUUCUACUUUAUUGUAUGACGGUGACACAUGCCCCAUCUGUCUGAACUGCCUUCUAGAACAAGAGAUUGGUUUUCCUGAGAACUGCAGUCAUACCUUCUGCAUGACUUGUAUUCUUAAAUGGGCUGAGACACAGGCUUCAUGUCCUAUUGAUCGGAGACCCUUUCGAGCAGUAUGCAGGCUUGAUGCAUUAGAAAAUCAGAUAAAGGUUCAGGUUAAAAAACAGCUAAGACAGAAGGAAGAAGAGGAAAACUGUGCCUGCAAUAAGGGAAAAUACAGCCAUGCAAAGAUGAGAAGUUUUAUGAGAAGAGCUCUAUGUCCAGACAGAGGGCCAUUAGCAGCAAAAUUAAGCAAAGUUGUGAAGAAAAAAUACAGUAAUAUAUUGUUUGACAAACGAAACAAGAAAGCUUUGUCUGUGAAGAUAAACAAGCCCAGAAGACAGACCUGCUGGAAUGAGUGCUUCAGAACCAAUUUCUUCUCCACACUUCCAGCUGGUGGUAGCAAUGAAGAAUCCUUUUUUAGCUGUAGAAAUGACUGUACAGAAUUCACGGAAGUUGAUGCAGCGAUCGGACAGAAGAGGCAAGAACUGGAAUUGUCCUGUUCAUCUGUGCUUGCUAGAGUUGAAAGAAUUCCCUUAAUGUCUUAUGGAGCUGAAGCCGAGACUUUUCUUCUCACUUCUACUACAGUGGCAGGAACAAUUCUUCCAAGAAAUAUCAGGCCUUUGGAAAACUUUGAAUCUUUAGGCAAAGGAUAUGCUGUUGCAUGUACCCAAGAAGGAGAAGAGAAAAAGCAAGCUUCUGGUUCAUCUGGGACUAGAGGAACUAGAAGGAAAUUGAUGAACACUACUCCUAGAAGAAGAUCUGCACGAAACAGCAAAAACGAGACUCUGAGUCAGUCUCGGAGCUCACCUCGGUCAGGCAGUUCUGCGUGCGGUGCCUCUGAUGGCAAUAACCCAUCUCUGAAUAAAUCUCCUUCAGAAUCAGAGAAGGCUCCUCCAAAACGAAAGUCUAAAAGAACAGUUAAACAACAAACACCUGUGGUUAAAAAGAAACUGAGAAGUGCUGCACGUUCCGAAAAAUCGUCCAGUGAUUCAGUGGAAGAUGAUGAUGUUGCUGAAUCUGAAGCAGUUCUAACAUUGGAUAAAGACCAGCAGUCAGAUGAUGAGAGCAAUAACACAAACCUUUUGCAGAACAAUAACAUGGAAACAGAAUCUGCUAACGGAUUGGAAAGCUGUAGUGAACAUGCAGAAAUUGAGGAAACUACAGGAGAAUGUGACAAAGGUGAAGAUACUUCAGAUAACGUGGAUGUAAGUGUUUCUGCCCAAGAACCUCCAGUACUGACUUCAGGGGAUGAAAGCCAGGAAUUUGAAGUAAAAGAUGUUACUGAAAAAGAUGUAGAUGAUAAGAAUCAGGAUAUCAGUGAAAAUACUCUUGAACAAACAGAAACAGUAGCUAGUCCCAGAGGUGAAGCAUGUGACCAUGCAACUUCUGAAAAAGUAGAUCAGACAUCGUGUAGUCCUCAAAGUGAAUCAAUGGAGAAUGUAGAAACUCUGACAAAAAUAGAUGAACCUGUAGCUAGCCCAGCAAAUGAAUUGUUGGAAUAUCCGGAACCUUUGGAAAAAGAUCAGCCAUUAGAGAGCCCCAGAAGUGAAUUGCCUGAGCAUCCAGAAGCCAUAGAAAUAGAUUAUUCUGAGGCUGAAGAAAAAACAGUAGUAGACUGUGCAAGUACAGAUAUUCAAAACUUAAAAGCUGUUCAAGAUGAAGAACCAGACACAUUAGGAGACAAUAUUUCUGUAGACAGUACAUCAGAACAAUCCUUAAAAGAGAAGACCAUGCCAGAAAGUGAAGAGGGUAGAACUUCAGAGUCACCCCAGGUAAAUGCUGAACAUAAGCAUUUUGGUGAAGAUAACAAUGAAAUGAUACCGAUGGAUUGUGACUCAUUUUGUAGUGACCAGAACGAACCUCAGGUUGAGCCAUUACCACCAGCUGAAAGUACAGAGCAAGAAGUGAACUCCUCACAAUUACCACCAGCUCAAAGUACAGAGCAAGGAGAAGUGAACUCCUCACAGUUACCACCAGCUCAAAGUACAGGGCAAGGAGAAGUGAACUCCUCACAGGGUGAUGCAGGAAACUACACAUCAGUUUCAGGACUUUCUGAUGAAAAAGAUGAAAGUAUUCCUCAAGAAGGAGAGUGCCAGUCAGAACCCCAAAAAGAGAAAAAGACUCGAACUAGGAGGUCUAGGUUUCACUCUCCAUCAACAACUUGGUCUCCUUCUAGGAGAGAGGGCAGGAAAUCUCAAUCACCAUCCCCUAAAAGGGAGAUGACCAGAGACAGGAGCUCACGAUCUCCCAGGAAGGAAACUGUGAGGGAGGGAAGGAGAUCCUCAUCUCGUUCUCCAAAGAGGGAGGCACUCAAAGAUGAGAAAAAAGCGCCAUCUAGAUCUCCCAAAAGGGAAACUGCCAGGGAAGGCAGGAGAUCAUCUUCUCAGUCAAGAACUAAGGAUUCGUCUCCGAGGCAAAAAUCUAGAUCUCGAAGCAGUGAUAGAGACAGUCAAAGAAGAGAUCGUGACAGAGACAGAAGAAAUAGGAGGUGGUCUAGGUCACGGUCACGAUCUAGGUCAAGAUCACGAUCUAGGACAAGAAAUAAAGGUUCUUCCUUCUCUAGAAAUGAGAGGGACAGUCAUUCACCUCGAUGGAAAGAGAGAUGGGCAAACGACAGCUGGAGGAGUCCAAGAGGAAAUGACCGAUACAGAAGAGGUGAUCAAGAGAAACAGAAUGAAAGUCUUAAAAAAGAGAAAGACAAUGCAGAAAAAAACAAUGAGGAUCAGUGCUCUUCCGACAAGCGGAGGAAUGACUGUCCAGACUGGGUAAUGGAAAGAAUAAACUCCGUUCCUGAAGUCAGGAACAGAGAGAGAGAGAAGCCACAUUGGGAAGACGGCAGGCAUGAUAAUUCAGGGCACUCUUGGAAUAAAAACUUUGGUUCGGGUUGGAUCCCGAAUCGAGGGAGAGGUCAGCGUGGCCGAGGGGGGCGUGGAAGAGGUGGUUUCAUGUAUGGAGACCAGAGUGAAAAUCACUGGCAAAAUAGAAAACCUCUCUCAGGGAACUCAAAUGGUUCUGGGAAUGAAACUUCAAGGUUCCCAGAGCAUCAGCCAUACAAGCGUAAGAAUGAACAAGAUUACUCUUUUGAUACACCUGCUGACAGAUCUGGGUGGACAUCUGCAUCGAGCUGGGCUGUAAGAAAGACUUUACCUGCUGAUGUGCAGAAUUAUUAUUCAAGAAGAGGACGCAGUUCAUCAAGCCCACAGUCUGGAUGGGGAAUGAGACAAGAAGAGGAGACACCUGAACAAGAUCCAAACCUCAAAGAGCAAGGCAGCCAGCAAAGCGAGGGCUCUCAGUUACCCAUCAAUAUGAUGCAGCAGCAGAUGAAUGUGAUGCCCCAAGUGAACGCGCAGCACCAACCCAUGAAUAUCUUCCCCUACCCAGUGGGUGUCCCUCCUCCCAUGAUGAACAUGCCACGGAAUCCUUUCAACAUGCCCCCUCCGAUGCCCGUGCACCUCCCCGCCGGCGUGCCUCUCAUACAGGUAGCUGCUCCCGCUAAUUUGUCUCAGGGAUUACCUCCGCCUCCACCUCCACCCCCACCAUCUCAACAACUCAGCUACGUCGCUUCCCAGCAGGACGGAAAGCAGCUGCAGGGUGUUCCAAAUGCUGCUCACGUGAGUAAUAACACGAGUGCUCCAGCCUUGCCUGCUCCAGCAGCAGCCCUGGGAAGCGUGGGGACAGUUCAGGGACCAAGCUCGGGGAACGCCACGUCGUCAACUCACGUCAAAAGCUCUAAUGCAGCCGUGAAAGUGGGAGAAAACAAAGCCAGUGUCACGGUGGAAGCCAGCGCAGACAGCUCCAAGAAGGACCAGAAAUUGUUAAUUCAAGAAAAAGCGGCACAAGAGGUCAAACUAGCUAUUAAGCCUUUCUACCAAAAUAAAGACAUCACGAAGGAAGAAUACAAAGAAAUCGUGCGCAAAGCUGUAGAUAAAGUUUGUCAUAGCAAGAGCGGAGAAGUUAAUUCUGCAAAAGUGGCAAAUCUAGUGAAAGCGUAUGUAGACAAAUAUAAACACUCACGGAAGAAAAAUCCCGAAGAGGCAGUCUCCUCUGAAAGGAAAUGAAAUAGAACGUGGUUUCAGUUUUUAAUUUUAUUCUAUCUGCAAAGUGCAAUUUCAACAUGAACCAUUAACUGAAAAAUUGUACAUGACAGUGAUUUGAAUCUGGUUUUGAUAAAAUUAUUUUUCAAUGUAGUAUAUAAUGUUUUGUUCUAAAGAAAUAUAGAUCUACAGGGCAACUUCUUUAUUCCUUUUUAAAAACAGAUGUCUAAAAAAAAUUAAAGGUGUAAAGAAGAAUCAUUAGGAAUGUACGAUUGUGUGGAUACUUAGAUGUACAGCGUUUUGACUUGAAUAACAGAGUGCAUUAAAUUAGAAACUUCUGUGGGAGUACCUUGGGUUUGGAACAGGUAUGUACAGUACAUGUAAUCGGUCAGAUUAAAGGAAAAUUUUUUUCUUUUGAUUUCUCCUUAAUUAUAGCAAAGAUAAAAUAAUGUAUUGCCUUGACAAAUAUUUCUAGCGUUAACUGGACAGGCUGAAUGCAGGGGUCACAAUGUGUAUAUAAAAAAAAAAGAAAAAAGCACAUGGAGUUGCCUGAACAGGAGAACUGUUUGGAUUUUAAAAAGAAAAAUCAUAAACAGUAAAAUGUGGUGCCCAAAGCCCCGGGCACUGCACCUCUGUUGUAACACCAAAUAAAAAUUAUGCUGCUUGGUUUCGUUUGUGACGUUUUUCAAUUUGUUUUAAGACAGUGGGAUGACCUUGAAUAAUUGUGAUGUGCUUGAGAGCCCUCCGUCCCCGCCCACGGACAACCUCAGCUGGGGUCUCACCCUGCCCUGGGCCAGGAGGGGUUUGGAAGUGAGAGCUGGAUGGUCAGAAAAGCAAAUCGGUUUCUUCUUCAAGUAAAAUGAAGAACAGCUGGAAUGUAGUCCUAGGCUUCAUCAGUUGUGCCAGUCUUAGCUGCGUGAUGCUUUCCUUUGUUAACCAGGCCUGGUAGGGUGGAUCAGCAGCCCCGUGUGGUGGAGUUGGUGCCAUCUGAGGUGAGGUGCAGCAGCUUUUCUCCUGGUGCUGUGAGGCAGGGAGGGGAGCAGAGGUGCCACACGCAGGUGUGGGGACACCCAGGGAGGUACAACUGGUUUCACUGAGGUGGCAGUAGGGAGAGGUGCUGAACCACCCUCUAAGGUAGGCAUUCCUUAUGGAAAGAGCAGCUUGGGAUCCUUCUGGAGUUGGGUGGAGAAGGAGCCGUGCUCUGAGAUAGAAGCAGUUGUUGAUGGAUAGAAUUCCAGUGCUCUCCUCCAGCCCCUCCGGCUUCUGCUCCAGCCCAGGGCUCCUGGCCCAACAGCAGGAAUAAACUAUUUUUGUCAAAAAGCAUCAAGCUGUUUUUCAGAGAAAUUACCUCCUGGUACCCAAAUUAACUGUUGGUGGCAGAAAACUUACAGUCUUACCGUGUAAGUAACUUUUACAGAAGCCUGAGGAUGAAAUGAGGGAUACACACACAAGUAUAUAGAGAGAUUUAUGUGUAAAAAAUGUGCUGUUUAUCACAAUUGCUCACUGGGAUUUAACUAUAGCUUUCUACAGACUUAAUGAAGCAUUUGACUGUCUAUAUUUAUUUUUGUGUGCCUAAAGACAAAUACUAUGUAAAUUAGAAACAGAUAUAAUACAUUUUCUACAGUCAAGCCAGGUUUUAGAUUUUUUCAAAAUACUCGCUUUUACAGUGUGGUAGCAAUUUGUAUGAUCUCUUGAACUAUUUUAAGCUAAAAUGGGUUAGCACUUUUUGAAAAAAAAAUACUGUUGUAGCAAAUUGCUAUGUCUCUCCUGGUUUCUCACGCCGUGCGUAACUAUUUUUAUUACAUUUUCCUUCUCUGACUCUUUGGAUUUGAAUGACUUUUUAUAUAUUUUUACUCUAUACAGUUGAGCCUUACUAUAAAGUUCCUUUCAGGAGACAGAUAAAUGUUUUAUGGGGUUUGGUUGGUUUGUUUUUUUUUCCUUUUAGAGGAGAGGUGGAAAUUGGGUGGGAAGGACCAAUGGAGGGUUUAAACUGGGAAGAGGGGGGGUCAUGAAUUUCUUGUUUUGCAGCUCCUGGCUGGAAGAUCAGCUGUCACCUGCUGCCAUGUUGGUGGGGCAGUGACUAUAGUGAUGCUCCACUGUAUUUAAAAUGAAGAAUAUCGGGUAGAGUAGCAUGUGAGCCGUAACUCUAUUUUUUACGAUGGAAUACUCAGAAAAUAUGCAGUUCGUUACAAUAUCUAUGUCAAAUUAAAAAAAAAAAAAAAGCAUUGCCUUAAUACAUAGACUCACCUCCUAUUUUUCCUGAAAAGCAGUAAGGGCUCUGUUGGUGUGGCUGCCCGAGAAGGCACGGGGUCAUGGUUUUUGUUUAAAAAGUGUGAAAGCUGUAUUUCUAUUUAUUGCACCUCUGAAGGUCCCGCCCUGCAGGAGCACUGACGGCGAAGCGCUGGGGACGCAGAGCCCCUCCUUGAUGCCUCUCGGGCUCAGGAAUUCCUUCCAUCCUCAUUGCCUUGAGGAAGACAAGUACAACCCGUGUCACCUUCUGUCACUUUCUGUCACCUCGCUGCACGGAGGGGUUUCCCUUGCGCUGUGCCUGCUGCUGCCCUGGCUCAGCCUGGGGAGGGCUGUGGGGAGCGCAGCGGCUGCUCACCACCGCCACGGUUCAGUGUGUGUAGCCAACAGCUGGAGUGCUGUCUACUGAAAAAAAAUAAUACUCUAAAAAUUAGUUUUGUGUAGUGCUUAACAGUUUCUAAUAAAUUCUUUUCAUGAAGCCA